GAUGAAUAGGGAACUCUUCCUUGCUUUGGAAAGUGGUGAUGUCGCUAACAUUCAAAGAUUACACGGGCAAAACUCGCGUGUUCUGUUUGACGUCACAUUCCAGGAAGAUACUCCUCUGCAUAUUGCUGCAAGGGAAGGUCAUCUGACCGUUGUUGAGUGGAUUCUUCGAGUAAAACCCUCUUUGGCUGGAGCCCGAAACAAGGAUAGCAAUAUGCCACUACAUGAAGCUGCUAAAUGCGGCAAUCGAGAGCUAGUCAGAAUUCUCCUUGAGAGCAAAAAAAGUUCUGCCUACUAUUGCAAUAUGUUUGGAGAGACGGCUCUGAUAAUAGCUUCCAGGUAUGGCCAUGUGGAAACAGUUAGGCUUUUGGUGGAAACCAGGUCAUAUAACGACUUAGUGGAAAUGCGUCGUUCGUUUAGAGUGGCAGCUUACGGAAGAUAUCCAGAUGUAGCGAAGGCCAUACUUCAAAAUCCCAUCGAACCCCAGCGGUUCCGUCGUCUACUACUUCUUCUAAUCGAAUGGGAUACAUAUCAAUAUGUAGCGAAGACCAUACUUCAUAAUCUCAUCAAAGCCUACAAAAUUUCCAAUCUUAGCAAGCACAUGGUUCAUAAUCUGUAUCAAGCCGUCCAUGGAGGACAUCUUGAGAUUGUAGAGGCAGUGCUAAAUUCUCCUGCAUGGAAAGACAACUUAAUGACAAGGCCGGAUAUUAAUGGAAUGUGUGCAAUACAUGUAGCAGCCAUGAAAGGCCAUUGGGGCAUAAUCAAUGAAUUUAGGUCCAGAUGGCCAGACUCUGUCGAAAUCCGGAAUUCAGAUCAUAAGACUGUUCUGCACUUUGCCGUCCAAUAUAAUCAAAUGGAGAUAGUGAAGAAUCUACUAGCAGACAAAUCGCCUCAAAAGGUCGCAGAGUUGGUGAGCCGCGACCAUGAUGACUAUUUCCACGAUACAGCAUUACAUUUGGCGGCAAAAAAUGGAGUGGAUCCGGAGGUUUGGCAUCCUUAG
Molecule: messenger RNA, 997 nt
Organism: Cryptomeria japonica (Japanese cedar)
Lineage: Eukaryota; Viridiplantae; Streptophyta; Pinopsida; Cupressales; Cupressaceae
Exons: 3
Coding region: 2-997 (331 amino acids)
Molecular function (GO): protein binding
Source: RefSeq, a predicted model, not a curated record